Messenger RNA from Lactuca sativa (garden lettuce), 925 nucleotides. The record is from RefSeq and is a predicted model, not a curated record. Lineage: Eukaryota; Viridiplantae; Streptophyta; Magnoliopsida; Asterales; Asteraceae.
AUAUGUGAUUGGUCGAUUGGGUAUUUGUUUCACAGUUACGCGUAUAAAAAUUGAUUCAUCUCCACCGUAGGGUUGCAGUACAGCGUAGAGGCGGAGGAGAAGCCGGCAAAUCAGGGGACGAUUGCUUCACGUAAUAACGCUUUCUAAUUCUAUUGUGCAGCAGGGUUCAAAAGUCAACAAACUGCAGAUGGAUGGGGAAAAGAAGAAUGACUCAGGGAAGGUGACACAAGGACAGUGUGAAUCCAGGUUACUUACUAGUAGAUAUAUUUUAAUUAUUUUUUGAAUGAAUGAUAAUAUCUUAAAAAUAUGGAGAAUGAUAAGUUAUUUAAUCUUUGCAUUCUAAAGUUAAUAUUUUUCAGUAGCACUUUAAGUUUGGUGAAGGAUUUAAAUAAAUUUAUGAGGGAUGUUUGGUCUAUGUCAAAGAUGCAUGAAAGUAUUGGCGCUUGUGUAGAAUAUAUGGAAGAGGAGUUGCCAAAAUAUCUAUACAAGGUACAUUGUCCGUUUGAGAUUCGAGAGCAUGAUGAACCAAGAACUCUCAAACCAGAGUCAUUUCUACCAACUUUUAAUGAAGAUUUUGAUGAAGAUGAAUUUUGCUAUUGGAUAGAAGAUGUAGAAAGUGGUUUCGAGUAUUGUGAUGUUGCAGAGGAUGAAGAAGUAGAAGUUGUAGUCAGAUGCACAUUGCCACGUGAUGGAGAGGCUUUCAAAUGGUGGCAAGGUAUCCAAGAGCUAAGCAAGAAAGUCGAUGAAAAACAUCCCAUUGGGUGGGAUGAGAUGAAGAGGUUGUUUAUGGCUAAAUACCUUUAUCCAAAAGAUUGUUUGAUUGAUAGCUCUAACAAAACAUCCUAACUUUCUUACACCCAAGGAAAUGGAAUUGCAUCUAUUUGGAAUUUAAGGAAAUUAAAAUCCUUUUGGCUUUUUGUUUCAA